This is a messenger RNA of Ziziphus jujuba (common jujube), 1862 nucleotides long. RefSeq names its product beta-glucuronosyltransferase GlcAT14B. Bases 14 to 1579 code for a protein of 521 amino acids. Gene Ontology annotation, molecular function: glucuronosyltransferase activity. The record is from RefSeq and is a predicted model, not a curated record. Lineage: Eukaryota; Viridiplantae; Streptophyta; Magnoliopsida; Rosales; Rhamnaceae. The transcript has 4 exons. Gene Ontology annotation, cellular component: membrane.
ACACUAACAAUGAAUGUUAAUUUCAACAGCUGUCCCCAAAAAAAUUAAAAAAAAAAAAGAGAGAAGAAAGAGAGAUUUAAAAAAGCAACUGAGCAGAGACACAGACAGGAGAACCGAAAGAAGAAUAAGAGCAAAUGCAAAGCAAAGUCUCAAAACUAACAAUUUCUAUUUCUCAGAGUUAAAUCAUCAAACACCUUGUCUUUAUUCUUCAUUCUUCAAUCGUCUUUCCCCAAAACACAUUUUUUUUUUUUUUUUAGUCUCUGUGAAAGAAAUGCAAAAUCCACACUCACCAUCUCCACAGCCAUCCACUCCUUUCUUCUCCUCAUCCACUUUCAAAGACCCCAAGGCCACGCUCUCCAUCAUCUUAGCCAUCUCUCUCAUCUUCUUCCUCGCCCUCUCUUCCUCUCCCUUCACUUCUUCUUCUUCUUCUUCUUCUUCUCAGCGUUCUCGACCGGACCCUUUUCUCUUCCCGACACGUCAGACCCACCUCAUCAUCUUCCAAGGCAACAACCCAUUAGAUCCCCCCCCUCCUUCCAUUGCCUACCUCAUUUCUGGUUCCAGUGGCGAUUCGGGUCGGAUCCUCCGUCUGCUUUUCGCUGUGUACCAUCCCAGAAACCAAUACCUUCUUCAUCUCGAUCGGUCCGCCUCACAGACCGACCGUGAAGGUCUCGCUCUCAAGGUUCAAUCUAUUCCCAUUUUCAAAGCUGCCCAGAAUGUCAAUGUUCUUGGGAAAGCCGAUUUUGUGUAUUCGAAAGGGUCGUCUUCCAUUUCUUUCACGCUUCACGGUGCCUCUGUGCUUCUCCGAAUGUCGAACAAUUGGGAUUGGUUUAUCAGCCUGAAUGCUGGUGAUUACCCACUCGUUACGCAAGAUGAUCUUCUUCAUAUUUUGUCAUACUUGCCCAAAGAUCUCAAUUUUGCGAAUCAUUCAAGCUACAUUGGCUGGAGAGAGUCUAGGAAGUUGAAACCCAUAAUUGUCGACCCUGGACUUUAUCUUUCAGAAAGAACAGAUAUGUUUUAUGCAACUCAAAAGAGGGAUUUGCCUAAUGCUUACCGGUUGUUCACAGGUUCAUCUUUUUCUAUUUUAAGUCGAAACUUUGUUGAGUUCUGCAUCCUGGGUACAGAUAACCUUCCAAGGAUUCUAAUGAUGUAUUUCUCCAAUACACCUUCAUCCCUUUCCAAUUACUUCCCUACCAUUCUAUGUAAUUCCCGUCAGUUCAACAGAACUAUCAUAAACCAUAACUUACGCUAUGCCGAAUUUGCCUCACCCUCUAAUGAGGAGCCCCGUCCACUCGGUUCCAAAGAUUUUGAUGCUAUAAUUCAGAGUGGGGCAGCCUUUGCCUCUCGAUUCCAGUCAAAUGAUCCCUUACUUGACCGCAUAGACAAAGAAAUUUUAAGUCGCACUCAUGGAAAUGUGGUGCCUGGUGGAUGGUGCUUAGGAGAGCCUGGAAAUGAUACAUGCUCAGUAUGGGGAGAUGCUGAUGUUUUAAGACCUGGUCCAGGAGCAAGAAGACUUGAAAAAUUUAUUGUUGGACUGCUUUCAAAUGGUACCUUCCAAUCCAAUCGAUGUAUAUUUGAAUGAUCAAGGUUUACGAUGCACAGAACACACAGAACCCUUAUCCCCAGAAAAUAUAUAUUAUGUAAAGAGAAUGAUUUUCUUCAUGUUGCCCUUUCACCAUUGGAAAGGUUUGGGACAAUACAACUGUGUUGUUUCCGAUUCUUAUAGGAACACUAGAUUCUUUUUAGCCCAGUUGUCUAGAGGUUGUUAGUAAAAGGGUAUUAGAAACCAUUGUGCAAAUGAAUUUAUCAAAAGUUUCUUUUGUAAAAGAUAUUUCCAUGAAAUACAGCAUGUUAUUUUGUUAGAA